AUGCCUGAGCACACACUCUCCCCCCGAGGCCUCCUGGCCCUCGGUCUGAGUGCGCUCCCUCUUGUCUCUGCCGCCUCCUGCCCGUAUAUCCGUGGCAAUCCAGCUCCCGCCAACGGUGGUGCUGCUGCCCGCCGAGCUCUUCAUCCUGAGGCUAUCCUCGAGCCUCGGGCUACAUCCGACGAAACCGACUUCGGUCGCUGCCCUAGAAAAAGCAAGCUCGCCGGGGGUGGCACCCGGAGCAAGGAUUGGUGGCCCUGCCAACUGAGCCUUGCGGUGCUACGUCAGAACGCUGACAAAGUUAAUCCUUUUGAUGAUGAUUUUGAUUAUGCUACUGAGUUUGCCAAACUGGAUGUGGAGCAACUGAAGAAGGAUUUCGCUGAGCUUCAAAAGAACUCACAGGACUGGUGGCCUGCUGACUUCGGUGAUUAUGGCCCGUUCUUCAUCCGCAUGUCAUGGCACAGCGCCGGCACCUACCGCCAUUUCGAUGGCCGAGGAGGUGGUGGUCAGGGCCAGCAGCGGUUUGCUCCCCUGAACAGCUGGCCGGAUAAUGCGAGUCUGGACAAGGCCCGCCGACUGCUCUGGCCCAUCAAGCAAAAGUAUGGCAAGGCUCUUUCUUGGGCUGAUCUGCUCGUCUUCGCGGGCAACGAGGCUCUGAAGAACAUGGGCUUCCCCAUCCAUGGCUUCGCCUUUGGCCGCGUUGAUACCUGGCAGUCUGACGAGGGCGUCUACUGGGGUUCCGAGGAGGAGUUCUUCUCCAAGAAUGCCAGCGACUACGACCGUUACGACGGCAGCACUGAUAUCUACGAGCGCGCUGACAAGCUCGAGGAGCCUCUUGCUGAUACCAACAUGGGCUUGAUCUACGUUGAUCCCCGUGGACCCCAUGGCACUCCCGACCCCAAGGCCUCUGCACUUGACAUCCGCGUGACCUUUGGUCGUAUGGGUAUGAACGACGAGGAGACCGUUGCUCUCAUCGCCGGUGGCCACGCCUUUGGCAAGACUCAUGGCGCCGUCAAGGGUGACCAGAUUGGCCCUGAGCCCAACGGCGCGGGCAUUGAGCACCAAGAGCUUGGAUGGAUCAAUGGACGCAACUCUGGCGUUGGCACUGACGCGUACACCAGUGGACUUGAGGUUAUCUGGUCUGAAACGCCUACAAAGUGGGCCAACGAGUUCCUCCACUCACUUCAUACCAACGAAUGGACCCUUGUCGAGAGCCCUGAUGGUGCUCCUCAGUGGGAGGCGCUCAGCGCCAAUGCGACCUACCCAGACGCCUUCAUCGAGGGCAAGUUCCACAGGCCUACUAUGCUGACGAGUGAUCUUGCCCUCAUCAAGGACGACAUCUACUUCAACAUCUCCAAGACUUUCCUCGAUGACUUCGACCUGUUGACUGAGAAGUUUGCCCUUGCUUGGUACAAGCUUCUCCACCGUGACAUGGGCCCUGCUUCACGCUACCUCGGCCCUGAUGUCCCCAAGGAUGUCCAGCUCUGGCAAGAUCCCCUGCCAACUGUGACCUACCAAAAGAUUGACGACAGUGACGUCGCCAGUCUCAAGUCGGAGAUCCUUGCCUCUUCAAACCUCAACGUGUCCAGCCUCAUCACUACCGCUUGGGGCUCGGCCGCCAGCUUCCGUAUCUCUGACAAGCGUGGUGGCGCGAAUGGCGCCCGCAUUGCCCUUGAGCCACAGCGCUCCUGGAAGGCGAACAACCCUGCCCGUCUCGAGAUUGUCCUCGGUGCUCUUAACGAAAUCAAGGACAAGUUCAACUCCGCCAACAAGGAGAAGCAAGUGUCUCUGGCCGACUUGAUCAUCCUGGGCGGAAAUGCCGCUGUGGAGAAGGCUGCCAAGGAUGCCGGCAUCGAGAUCACCGUUCCCUUCACUGCCGGCCGCGUCGAUACGACUCAGGAGCUCACCGACGUCACCACCUUUGCCUACUUGGAGGACAAAGCCGACGGCUUCCGCAACUACGGCGUGGGCAACACCCGCUCCAACACCGAGGAGAUCCUCGUCGACAAGGCCAACCUGCUCAACCUCAGUCCCCCCGAGCUGACCGUCCUGGUCGGCGGCCUGCGCGCCCUCAGCGCCAACUACGACGGCUCGAGCCACGGCAUCUUCACCGACCGCCCCGGCACGCUGACCAACGACUUCUUCGUCAACCUGCUCGACAUGCGCACCGUCUGGACCCCCAUCGCCGACAGCAACGACGAGUACUUUGAGGGCAAGGACCGCUCGGGCGGCAGCGUCAAGUACACCGCCACCCGCUCGGACCUCAUCUUCGGCUCGCACCCUGAGCUGCGCGCCGUGGCCGAGGUGUACGCCGCCGGCGACGCGCAGGAGAAGUUCGUCAAGGACUUUGUCAAGGCCUGGGCUAAGGUCUCGGAGCUGGACCGCUAUGACAUCAAGGGCCGCAAGCAGAACAAUGUACACUAA
Molecule: messenger RNA, 2421 nt
Organism: Clonostachys rhizophaga
Lineage: Eukaryota; Fungi; Ascomycota; Sordariomycetes; Hypocreales; Bionectriaceae
Source: the annotation of a GenBank genome assembly